AUGGCCUCGGAGCCCAUCUCCGUUCUUUUUGUCUGCCUAGGAAACAUCUGUCGCUCCACCAUGGCCGAAGGAAUCUUCCGAUCCAUAGUCGCAAAACCUCCUUAUCAAGCCCUGAUUUCAGAGGUGGAUUCGUGCGGAACAGGUGCAUAUCAUACCGGUUCCAGUCCUGAUUCGAGGACUAUGUCUACGUUGGAGGAUAAUGGGAUUACUGAUUAUGAGCAUGCGGCGAGGAAGGCUCAGACGUCGGAUUUCACGAAUUUUGAUUAUGUUUUUGCUAUGGAUCGUGACAACCUCCGUGACCUUCAGCGCCUUCACCAACGUACUGGUGGCAAAGCCAAGGUGAUGCUCUUUGGCGAGUUUUCCGGCAAGAAAAAGGCUGAGGAAGUUGAUGAUCCGUACUAUGGUGCUCGGGAUGGGUUCGAAAUAGCCUAUGAGCAGUGUACAAGAUUUUCAAAGAACUUCUUGAAGGAGACGUUUCCUGAUGUGAAGUCUUGA
Messenger RNA from Glarea lozoyensis ATCC 20868, 495 nucleotides. RefSeq names its product Phosphotyrosine protein phosphatases I. Gene Ontology annotation, cellular component: cytoplasm. Gene Ontology annotation, molecular function: non-membrane spanning protein tyrosine phosphatase activity; acid phosphatase activity. Gene Ontology annotation, biological process: protein dephosphorylation. The transcript is spliced from 3 exons. Bases 1 to 495 code for a protein of 164 amino acids. The record is from RefSeq and is a predicted model, not a curated record. NCBI's taxonomy places the organism in Eukaryota, Fungi, Ascomycota, Leotiomycetes, Helotiales, Helotiaceae.